This is a messenger RNA of Clonostachys rhizophaga, 1476 nucleotides long. The record is from the annotation of a GenBank genome assembly. Lineage: Eukaryota; Fungi; Ascomycota; Sordariomycetes; Hypocreales; Bionectriaceae.
AUGGGUGGACUUCCUAAUGGCAAUCACACCAAGACCCAUUUCGGAACCAAUCUUCCUCUCAUUGUUGAUGGUAAAGAUGUCACCACAGGGAACGUCAUUUCUGUCAUUAGCCCUCUGACCGAUAAAGAGGUGUGGACAGCAUCUGCUGCAUCUACAAAAGAAGCUCUUGAUGCGGUGACGGCGGCUGAAAAGGCAUUCCCAGCGUGGUCUAAAACAAAACCCUCUGAAAGACGUGACCUUUUCUUGCGCGCAGCAGAACUGUUCUUGGAGAGAAAAAAAGAACUGCAGACAAUCAUUCAUCACGAAAUUGGGGCCGACGAGCAUUACCAAGAGUUCAUCAUUGGCCUAGCUGUCGAAGGACUGAAAGACACCGCUGGUAGAAUAGCGAGCGCGGUCGAAGGCCACGUUCCAGCUUCUACUCAUGAUGGAAUGAGGGCUUUGAUCCAGAAAAAACCAUAUGGUGUCAUCUUGGGGAUCGCUCCUUGGAACGCGCCGUAUCAUCUUGGUUUGAGGUCCAUCAGCUUCGCUCUUGCAGCUGGCAACACGACAGUUCUCAAGGGCUCCGAGCUCUCUCCCCUCUGUUACUGGGCCAUUGCCGAUAUAUUUCGCCAAGCUGGGUUACCAGAUGGGUGUUUAAAUUUGAUCCUUCACCGGCCGCAAGACGCGGCGGAGGUUACGAGCGCGCUGAUUGCCGACCCUCGCAUCAGAAAAGUCAACUUCACCGGAAGCUCAGGCGUAGGCAGCAUCAUUGCAAGCCUUUGUGGUCAGCACCUCAAGCCAGUUCUUCUGGAGCUCGGUGGAAAGGCAAGCGCCAUAGUUAUGGGCGAUGCGGACCUGGAAAAUGCCGCAAAGCAUUGCGCUCUCGGAGCUUUCAUGAAUGCGGGUCAAAUAUGCAUGUCGACGGAACGAGUUGUGGUACAUGCCUCAGUUGCCUCCAAGUUUCAGCAGCUCUUUACCGAAGCCGUUGACAGACACUUUUCUUCGGCUACUAAUAAGCCAGCUCUGAUAACAUCUGCUUCUGCCAAGAGAAACAAGGAUCUUGUGCAAGAUGCACUCUCUAAGGGCGCGCAGCUGCUGCAUGGAGACAAAGGGUCGACUUCUGCAGAAGGUGAUGUAGCAACGAAAAUGUCCGCAACAAUUCUUAGUGGCAUCAACGAGGACAUGAAGCUGUACGCAACGGAAUCGUUCGGUCCUAGUACUUCAUUAUUUGUCUAUGAUUCCGAGGAAGAAGCUUUACGUUUGGUAAAUGAUACCGAGUAUGGUUUGUCGGCAGCAAUCUUCACUAAUGAUCUCGGGAAAGCUUUUCGAUUUGCUGAUGGCCUGGAGUCUGGCGCUGUACAUAUCAAUUCUAUGACUGUACACGAUGAAUUUGCUCUUCCUCAUGGGGGAGUCAAAAAGAGUGGUUAUGGGCGGUUCAAUGGUUCCCAAGGCUUGGAUGAGUUUUUGUACUACAAGUCAGUGACCUGGAUGGAAUAA